Molecule: messenger RNA, 2646 nt
Organism: Dromaius novaehollandiae (emu)
Lineage: Eukaryota; Metazoa; Chordata; Aves; Casuariiformes; Dromaiidae
Gene: MCL1
Product: MCL1 apoptosis regulator, BCL2 family member
Exons: 3
Coding region: 38-1006 (322 amino acids)
Biological process (GO): extrinsic apoptotic signaling pathway in absence of ligand; regulation of apoptotic process; intrinsic apoptotic signaling pathway in response to DNA damage
Cellular component (GO): mitochondrial outer membrane
Molecular function (GO): protein homodimerization activity; protein heterodimerization activity
Source: RefSeq, a predicted model, not a curated record
CGCAGGAGUCGCAGCCGCCAGCGCGCAGCCCGGCGCCAUGUUCGCCGUGAAGCGCCACGCCGUGAUCGGCUUCAACCUCUACUGCGGCGGCGGCGGGGCGCCGGGGCUGGCGGCCGCCUCCCCCCCCGCCCCGGCCGGCAGCGGCCCCGCGCCGCCCGCCUCGGCCGCCGCCGAGGGCGCCUGGGCCGCCGGCGGCCGCGCUGAGGUACCCCGCGCGCUGAUUGGCCCGCAGGGGGCGCCCCGCGCGCUGAUUGGCGGCGGCGCGGCGCCCCGCGCGCUGAUUGGCGCCGCGCCGCGGCCGGCCUCGCUGUGGAGCCCCGAGCAGGAGCUGGACGGCUGCGAGCCCGAGGCGGAGCGCGGCGGCGGCGGGGCGGCGGGGGGGGGGGGCUCGCUGCCCGGCACGCCGCCCGCCCCCGAGCACGGCCCCGACGAGCUGCGGCAGGACUCGCUGGAGCUCAUCAGCCGCUACCUGCGCGAGGCGGCGGGCGAGGCCCAGCCCGGCGCCAAGAAGCUCUUCCCGGGGCUGCUGGGCGGCCCGGGGCGGCCCGGCGCGGCGGGCGACGGCGUCAUGGAGAAGGCGCUGGAGACGCUGCGGCGGGUCGGCGACGGCGUCCUGCAGAAGCACGAGCUCGCCUUCCAAGGGAUGCUGCGGAAGCUGGACAUCCAGAAGGAAGAGGACCUGCAGUCCGUGUGCGAGGUGGCAGCCCACGUUUUCAGUGACGGAGUAACAAACUGGGGCAGAGUUGUGACACUCAUCUCGUUUGGUGCCUUUGUUGCGAAACACCUGAAGAGCAUAAACCAGGAGAAGUGCAUCAGCUCGUUAGCGGGGAUCAUCACAGACGCGCUGGUCUCCUCUAAACGGGAGUGGCUAGUGAGCCAGGGAGGCUGGGAGGGCUUCGUCGACUUCUUCCGCGUGGAGGACCUGGAAGGGAGCAUCAGGAACGUCCUGAUGGCUUUCGCGGGCGUCGCCGGACUGGGCGCGAGCUUGGCCUACAUGAUCCGGUGAGCCGUGGCGGGCCGCGGUGACAAACUGAGUGGGCCGGCUCGGCCGGGAGCUGGCGAGCCGAUCGCUUCCUCCUGCGAGGACUUGCGAAGCCGCGCUUGAGCGGCCCAGGAGAACAUCUAGGCAUCCCCCGAGCGAUCCUUUCCCGGGAAGGGAGGUGUGAUCAGGCAGAUCGUGAGGAUUUACUGCUUUGGGGACAGAACGAAGAACCCGUGUUCUUCCUCCUUCGAGAGCAUUACGAGAGACAGCGAACGUGGCCUGCUUCAACGUUUUCUCCCUGAGGGAACAGACCCGCUUAGCAAGCCAGCGAGCACCGGCAGCUCGGCCCGGCCCAAGGCCUCCGGGGUUUGGCGCGGCGGCUGCGUGUGGAGUGGAUGUUUGAGGUGCAGUUGUGGGUUUCUGGGAAUAGCGUCUUCUGCCGCCGUGUCCUGCCUGAACGUGUGGCUUUUGUGACGGGAGUAGAGGUGUGAAGUGCCGGGUGUCCUGCGGGCCGGGGCUCUCCCCGGGCGUGUGGGUGUCGAAGCGUUGACACACACCCCGCUGCCCGCCGCCUCGGUAGCCCACGUAAAUCGUCCCCCUCCUCCGGCAGUGCGCUUCGAACCAGGUCACCCAACAGACCCGGGUUAGAACAGUCGGACAAACAGCGACAGCCACCACCACCCGGCUGCAGGCCUCUGGGGAGGGCGAAGGGGGAAGCAGCGAGGGGUGGGUUGGGGGCGGUGACCACAACCAGCUGCAGUCGAUCCAGGUUUGUCUGACUGAUCUUGGCUACACUGCGACUCGCGAACGCACACAGCUUAAAAUAGGGAGCACAUUUGUAAGUAUGUAAAGCUCGGGGCGGGGAGGCUGUAAAAACCGUGUAAAUACGAGCCUGUAGCAUAUGUACAUUUUCACAGAGCUAAAGAUGCAAAAAGGGGGCUUUUGAAUGCGACGGGAGUCGCUGGGGUGUGCCGUACGUCGUUCCUCGCGCAAAGUGGGAGCGUUUUUGUGGCAAAGCCUCCUCCCGCCUCGCCGUGGAGCCUUUCCCAAUGUACCUGGCGGAACUGCCGAGGGAGCGUAGCGAGGAUCAGCGGCCCGGGGGGGUUCGUCGUGCCCCUGGCUUGCUGGCGCCAGUUCUCCUUUCUGUUUUGUUUUAAUCUUUAUUGGUUAUUCUGGCUCUCGUAGCGGGUGGGGGAUUGUGGAAGUCGCUAUCGGGAACUUCCUGCUCUUUGCUUUAUUUUGAUCCUUUAACACGAAUCAAAUGAAGCUCAUGUGUGAAUGUAAACAUCGCGGAGCAGAAUAAAACUCCUUGGGCCGGAUCCGCGGUUAGUCCGAGUCCGUCAAUGCCCCGCACGGGGCUCAGGCCUCCGCUCCCCCGCGGGAAGGGUCCCUCCUCGCUGGGCUUGCACUGCUCUGCCCUUUCGUGCACUCAAACCGUGUGAAUCAGUGGAUUUUUGUGUGUGUGUGCGGGUGCGUGGAAGCUUUCUCCUGCGAAACCAGGCCCCGGCGCAACCGGAGACGAACACCUUUGCUGUACUUGACCUCCAGACUGAGCGAUGCCUAAUGUAAACCCGAGCUGAGAGCUUAAAGAUGGUGCUAUUGUCAGGCCUUGCUUGUUUCCCAAACAAGCACUUAGUUUUGUCAAUAAAUGUCUUUGUUCUCAA